ACAAACCCAGAAAUUAAAAAAAUGACUUUAAUACUGUUUAAAUGUUAUAUAUGGAAGAACUGAAUUUCAAUAUUUGGACGUCGUGUCCUUUUUGCGCAGUUAGCUCCACCUCAGCUAGAACGCCAUGUAAACACACCCUUGCUGAUGAUUGGCUGAGACGUUUUAGCGCGGCGUGGCGUAGCCAAUCAGAGGAUUGUUUUUCUCUGGCGUCGUUUCACGGGUAGUAAGCUAACGGAUAAUGCAAAUCUAAACUUAUCUGGAGAACGCGGGUAGUUUUUGGAAGGGUGCAUUGUGUUGGUAGGUUUGAAAGACUAAAUAAAGUACUUCUUCUUGGGAUUAUAUUGGCGGAGAUGCUGUGGUGUCUUCAAGGCGAGGAUUCAAUAAUUGGGUAACGUAAGCUAACGAAGUUAGCUGCAGCUUGCCCAUUUUAACGUUCCGCGCGAGGCCGCGGAGAGUUACGAGAGCUGCUUCCUGAUCUGUGGUUACCAAGAAUGUAGUUUAAGACUACUAAAUAUAUCGUAACGUUGCGCUAAUUGUAGAAGUUGUUGCGCCAACUGUGUAAUCGACCGCACUUAUCUUAAAGAGCCUGUUGGCCUCCUAGCCUGUUAGCACGUUCGCUAGCCUGCUAACAUGAGUGAAGUGACUGACUACAAACAGUCCGGUGACCCUGCAUCGAGGAAACGGAGCUUAUCACUCGAGGAGGACGAAGACAAUGCAAUUCCUCAUAAGUCCGCUAAAGUAAGUGACGACGCAAAUGGAAUUGGACAAACUUCAAAAAGUUGCGAAAACAGUGAAGUUGGAAGUAAAGAAGAAACUCAGAGGAAGCCAAAAGAUACUGUUGCUGAAGAAACUUCUGUGCGGACAGAUAAGGCUUCGGAUCAUACAGAUAGCACCAGUGAGCAGCCCGUCAAUAGCUCCAGCACUGACGGUGACCAUGCCGACAUCACCGAGAAACCGCAGUCCUCAGAGGCCUCGGCACCCACCAAUUCAAAAGAGGAAACCCAGAAAACAGCUGAAUCAAUGCAGCAUCCAUCAACUCCUGUGGACCAGUCCGACUCCGCAGCCAUAGCAGCUGCUGAAGCACUGGCCAGUCUCACUGGCGGAGACGGAGAGGAAAGCCAAGAGACUCCGUGUUCAUCUGCAAAAGUGAGACCAGUGAAACAUGGAAGUAAAAACAAACAGCGGCCAGGCCAGCAGCCUUCAAAAGUUGGCUCAAAAACACAGGCAGCUGCAGACAGCUCCACAUCAGCACGGAGUACCGACAGAGAAGAUAAAGAUGAUGCUGCCGAAGCAGACGAAGGGGAUGAAUCCGUCUCGGGAUCUUCCUCCACACCCAGCUCCUCUUUCCCAUCUGACAAUGAGGACAAUGAUGAUGGGGAGUGUGCGAUUGUGUCGGUCAAAAUGGCCCCAGAGAUGAGGCAGUCUGUUGCUCUACUGGCACAAGUGCAGAUGAGACUUGAGGCUCUAGAGAAGAAGAGCGUCAGACUCCAUCAACGGCUGGAGCUGAAGAUUAAUCGCCAGAGACGCCCGCAUCUUGAUCAGAGAAGCUCCAUCACAAAAACCAUCCCGGGGUUUUGGGUAACGGCUCUGCUGAACCAUCCUCACCUCUCUGCUCACAUAGAUGAGACCGAUGAAGAUGCUCUUAGUUACAUGACUGAUCUUGAAGUCGAAUCUUUCAAAAACACCAAACUCGGCUACAGGAUUCGCUUCCACUUCCGACGGAACCCAUAUUUCCAGAAUAACAUCAUUAUGAAGGAAUUGCACCUUGGCAUGGGAGGGUCACCCAUGUCAUUCUCCAACCCCAUCCUCUGGCACCGCGGACACAAUCUGACCGCUAACAGCGAGCCCAGGAAGUCAUGCCGCGGCGUUUACGAGACGUUUUUCAGCUGGUUCAGUGACCACAGCAACCCAGUGCAAGACGAUGUAGCACAGAUACUGAAGGACGACCUCUACAGAGAUCCACUGAGAUACUACCUCACUCCUCUCUGGGAACCGAGGGAGAACGGCAGUAGCGCCACAGAGGCCAGAGCGGCUGGAAACGGAAACGGAGAUGAUUGCGUGGUAAUUUCUGACUCGGACGACGAGCCGGGGGAGGACACUGGUGAUGCCGAUCGAGGCCGCAACAGGGAGGACGAGGAGGAUGACGAUGAUGAAGAAGAAGAAGGUGUAGAAGAAGAAGAGGAGGAGGAAGAAGACGGCAGGCGAGCGAGUCCAGAUGAGAGCCAGGAGGAGGAAGAGGAGGGUAGUGGAGAAAUUGUGAUCGAUGGCUCUGAAGACAGCGAUCAGGAGGAAGAGGAGGAGGCCUAAGAGGAAAAAGUGAAGAUAAACGGAUGCACACCAGUCAACCGCAGCGUUAAAACCACCUGCUGGUGUUCUUUAGGUCCUCUAAAGACCUAAAGAACUUUAGAGUCUGUGCCUCCAAACCAGUCCUGGGUCAUCAGGACGCGGACGCAGGAUCUCUGGGAAGUCAUCUGACUGACUUCAGCGCUCUGGUUUUUAUAUUGUGGCUGCUGCGUUGUGUGUGUUUGAGCAAGCCGCCGUAGGGACCAGAAACUGGGAAUAUGAAGAGGAGACGCAGUGCAAACAUUGAAUCGUUCUUCCUGGUGUCAUUUUUAUGCACAAAAUAUCAGUCUUUUUUUUUAUUUACCUAAAAUAGACAGACGCUUUUAAAUCAGGGUAAACUGUAACAGUAAAGCCAAGGCAGCAUGUCUUUUCUCUCUAUUUAUAGUCAUUACUGUGUAACUCUUUCCUUUUAUAUCUGCGCACAUUUUCAGGUUCACUGUCCCAACUCCAAAAGUUCAAAAAGAUAGUUUCUAUGAACCGUUUAUAACACCCGACUUGCAUGUAGUUAGAUUUAGCCGAUUCGUCACUUAAUACUGAAAUCAUCAGAGGCAUUAAUAUUGAUCUUUUCAAGCUGUUUUUUAACUUGACGCAUGACGAAGCGAAUAUGUCAUGAGCUCAAUUUGAUAUAAUGAUCGUACAUUUCAGAUGCACUGAGUACAGAACCAAAAUGUCUUCUCAGGGAUGAUCAUGGUGGUCGUUUUGUUGAAAUAACUUGGCUAAUUUUAAAUCAUUUAUGCUUAUACUUACUGUUGAUUGUGUAUAAAGAAAUGUGGACUCUACUGUCGUAUAUAGGAACAAUAAUUAUUUUGAUAGACUACCAGUGUGUUUAUCGUUUUCCUCUGCCUGUGCCGUCACGUCACAUCCACACCUGUAAACUAUCUCUGAUGUUCGAUAAUCCUCACAUAAUUUAAUCUGUGUUUCUGUGGAUUCCCAGGUUUAUGUAAGGCGCCCAAACAAUGCGUAGGAACUUUGAGCUUUCUUUAGACUUAAAUACAAUUUGAAUAACCGAUGUAAACAUCCAAAGUUUGUCUUUUAAGAUUACAUUUCUAAAAAAAAACAACAACGUUGGUAUUUAUGGGUCUCCUUUUACACAUUUGUGUUAUGGCAUGCCUGUUAGCAAAAGUUGUAAGACGAGAUCAAUAGCACACUGCUGUGUAGAGGAAUAUUGCUGUGUGGUAUAAACUUCAAAUUCACACCAACUUGUAAUGCAGUGCACUGUUAAAAAAAAAAAAAAAAAAAAAAAACCAA
This is a messenger RNA of Xiphophorus couchianus (Monterrey platyfish), 3591 nucleotides long. RefSeq names its product testis specific protein Y-linked (gene tspy). Gene Ontology annotation, cellular component: nucleus. The transcript has 8 exons. Gene Ontology annotation, biological process: nucleosome assembly. Lineage: Eukaryota; Metazoa; Chordata; Actinopteri; Cyprinodontiformes; Poeciliidae. The record is from RefSeq and is a predicted model, not a curated record. The coding region runs from base 631 to 2307 and encodes 558 amino acids.